This is a messenger RNA of Paramecium sonneborni, 432 nucleotides long. NCBI's taxonomy places the organism in Eukaryota, Ciliophora, Oligohymenophorea, Peniculida, Parameciidae. The record is from the annotation of a GenBank genome assembly.
AGAUAUAAUAUGACUUCAAAUAAUUUUACAAUUACUAAUUAUAUAUUUAAUGGCUAUUCUGAAACAGAUUAAUACAUAUUAUAAUUAUCUAAUUGCAAUAUCACAAUAAACAAUCAUAAUGUAUAAUUUAUUAUUAAAGUAGGUAACCUUAAAUAAAUCAGGGUUUUUUCAAGACAAUUCUCAAUCCUAAUAGAUAUCAUUAUAUUAAAAUAUGGUUGGAACAAAAUAUUUAAAUGAAGAAUUAAGUCUUCGACUCUCAUAAAAUGGAUAUAGUUUAUAAAGUUUUAUUAAUGAGAAUUUUGCAUCCCAUUAUUAGAAUAUUAUUAAUCUCCAAAAAGCAUAAAACUCUAAAAGUGAAUUAACAGCUAAAAUAUUAAAACAAAAAGAAGUGAAUAGAAAAAAAUAUACUUUAAGUAUAAGAUUAGAUUGAGU